Molecule: messenger RNA, 1439 nt
Organism: Parathielavia appendiculata
Lineage: Eukaryota; Fungi; Ascomycota; Sordariomycetes; Sordariales; Chaetomiaceae
Exons: 4
Coding region: 1-1422 (473 amino acids)
Source: RefSeq, a predicted model, not a curated record
AUGCCGUGGGCCAACCGGGCUCCGUUCCAAAGAAUGCUCGCACUUGGUUUGGAGAGUGCCUUGCCCACGUUUGAGAUUACCAGCAGCAUAUUGACGGUCGACGUCGGUUCGUGUUGUCGGUUGACAAAACCACCAAACGUUGGGCCGACGACUGCAUCCAGUCCAUCGCAAACCGCCGGUCCGAUUCCGUCUGGCCGACGCCUUCCUGCUCUUGCCGUCGCUGCCAUCACCGUGGGUGGAGCCCUACUUCUUCUGGCCGUCAUUUGCUCCCUCUUUGCCUGCCGGCGCCGGGCCGUGAAACGCGGACGAAAAGAGAAGAUGCACCGCGAUGUCAAGGAGUACGCCGUUGCUACCGCCAGACCAGGCACGCCUCCAUCUCAGCCGGCAUCACCAUCACUCCUCUCCCCGCUGUCGACACGGGCGCUCCUUGACCAAAGACUCUGCCGAGAGGAGCUUGGACUCUCCAGCCCGCCGCAGCCUCAUCAGAACUGGCCACAAUCUCCGUUCAACCGGCGGAGCGUCGACACCAUCUUCGCCCUCCGUUUCUACAACAGCCCUGAGCCCGAACAUCACUUGCAGGCCCCGUCCAUCGCCGAGUUGCCCGCAACACCCCGUCACCGGCCGGUUCCAGCUCCGCCCCCGACGCCGCCGACAUCAACAACACCGCCCCUACAAACACAGGCAUUUCCAAGGCAAAAACAAAUUCCACAGACAGCAACGCGCCUCCAAUCAAAGGGCGAGCCAUGGGCCAGCGUGCUACCCCCGACAAUGCCGCCUCUACACAUGAAGCCAUACCCAGGACGAAGACGAGCUCCGCAAAGAACAGUGUACCUCAACCCGGCCGGCGAGCCAUGGGUGAACGUGCCUCCCCCGGCCGUCCCACUCCCAGCACCGCCCCCGCCGAAACGGCCGCCCCCCCGAUUUCCGGAGACCCAGGCGCGGCCUACCUUCUCGCUGUUCCCACCGCCUCCCAAUCACCAUCACCACCAACCGCCAAUCCAGUCAAGGCCAAGACCAAAGCUACGCGUCCCCGCCCAGAACCAGAACACCUCAGCCAAUAACAGUCCCGUCAACCGUAACUUCUCCCGCCCUUCCCCCAUUGCCAUCCUGCCUCCCACCACAGUCCUGACAUCGACGCUCGGACCAAAUAGCGCCCCACUUCCAGUUUCGAGUCUACACUCGGGUGCCGGUUCAGGCACGAGGCUGUCGACGAACCAGAUUCCUCCCUCGACGGCGGCUGAGCGUAGGAGAACGCCCGCUGUGACGACACAUUAUCCUCCGCUGCCGGGCCAGGAGGACUGUAGUGCCGGCGGGAGGAAGUCGUUGCCUAGUCGGUUAUGGGAUUGGAGGGGCGGGCUGGGAUUUGGAACGUGGAAGUGGGAUAUGGAUUUUGGGGAAAAGGUGUGGGUGCAUGUCGGAUGAGGCAUGUUCAUGUAUGG